Messenger RNA from Erpetoichthys calabaricus (reedfish), 4074 nucleotides. RefSeq names its product protein FAM167A-like. NCBI's taxonomy places the organism in Eukaryota, Metazoa, Chordata, Cladistia, Polypteriformes, Polypteridae. The transcript is spliced from 2 exons. The record is from RefSeq and is a predicted model, not a curated record. Bases 115 to 519 code for a protein of 134 amino acids.
CCUCGAAGUUUUUUCAGCUGCUCACUGCUCUGGUGCUUUAGUUGAGGAUCGGGCGCCGGCCUUUUAGCAACACUGACAACGCUGUAAGUGCUACAGCCGAGAAGCAACGACGCAAUGGAGUUAGUUCUGACAAGGCUGCGAGACUUUUCAUCUAAGUCGGCCACUUUCAACCACUGCGAUUCGGCAGAAAUGCCACCUUUCAGAGAACAGCAAGAUGACAAGCCAGAGGGCAGAGAGAAGAUAGACAUUGAAACGGCGCUGGCGUGGCUCAGGAAAGAACUGAUGGAGAUGCGCUUCCAAGACCAGAUCCUGAUUAAACAGCUGAUGGACCUGCACUCCGGUAUUCAAGAGCUCAAACAGGAGUAUAGCGGCAUCAGUGACGCGGACUCCGAGAGUGAGACUGAAGACAGCGUCUACUCCAGCUCAGGGACUUUUAUCCAGAAUCAUUUCUCAUCAGGCAUGGCAGUUUAUGACUCGCCUUUUAAGAAAAAUUCGAUCCGAAGGAGCUCGAUACCAUGAGCAACUUCAGAGUCAAUGCUUGGGGUUUCGUUUCUCUAGUUGUCAGUGUCUCUUCUAAAGUAGAAAGGAAAAAGGGGUCAGUGGACUUGGGGGGCUUAUCAUCAUCUCAAUGGCCUGGCAUUCUUAAGACCAUAUGCCAAUGAACAGAACUGCAACGGCAUAUUUAUUUGUAUAGAAGAUGAGACCUUGGUGUCUUUUUGUGGUUGAGGCAUUUUAAUUUGUCCUUUUCAAGAAAAUCAAAAAUCCAAGGUGAGGUAAUGGUGUUUACUGAAUAGAUAUGUGACCAACUGUAGUCUCCCAUGAUAUGGGUGGUAGGGUGCAACAACAGGAAAACCAAACACUAGUCUGGAAUUACAAAAGUGAUAUUUACUUGCAUGAUGCACACAUGAACAGGUCUGGGACAGACAGUAAGUCGUAGACCCCUCUGAACUACGAGAUAACAAAGGAAUUUAGAUGCACUCAAGAAUUAGAUAGCAUUUGAGUGGAGUGCCCUCCCUUGUCAGUAUUAUAUAGAAACAGGUCCAUGACUGCUACACUCUACUCGGAGAGAAGACAUACUGUAUCUGGAUGGCUCUUUUUCCUCAUUGAAGAAACCAGCCACGUCUAACCUGCGCAUCCAGUUCAAGGUUGGGGUAAGUGGAGCCGAUGUUGGUGCAAGUUCAGGGUGUGCCAGUCGACCACACACACACUUCCUCUCAUUCAUAUAAGGAUAAUAAGUACAAAAAAGAAAAACAAGUGCAUAGACCAAUAGGUGUAAGGGAGCAGAGGAUGGGCGCAGUGGUGCGUAAGGGCCAAAUGUAUACAUACUGCAUGUGCAGAACCUAUGAAAGUGUUCACCCCCUUGGACAUUUUCACAUUUUAUUGCAUUUAAUUACAAAUAUAAAACAUAAAAUAAUCGAUUGCAUAAGUGUUCACCCCCACUCCCCCCAAAAACCCUUCAUGUUACUAUUUAGUAAGUGGCAGCCAUGACAGACUUGAAUGCAUAUGCUCAGGUCUCUUUCUCUUAGUGCUGCCAUAUUUCUCCCUUCUUCUUUGCCAGAUUGCUGAAGCUCUUUCAGGUGUCAUGGUGAUCAAGUCCACUCACACAUUCUCAUUUGGACUGACGUCAGGACUCUGUCUCGGCCACUCCGGGACACUCACAUUGUUGUUUUGAAGCCAUUCUUGUGUAGCUUUGGCUUUUAUGCUUGGGCUUGUUGUCUUCUCCCAACAUGCAGGUUUCUUGCAGACUCUUGUCAGGUUCUUCUCCGCUUUUCCCCAUAUUUUGUUGCAUUCAUUUUACCCUCACAAGCCUCCCAGCACCUGCUGCAGAGAAGCAUCUUGAAAGCCUGAUGCUAUCACCUCCAUGCUUCAUGGUAGGAAAUGGAGCGUUUGUGAUAAUGUGCAGUGGAACGUGGUGUUUAGUCUGGUGGCCAAAAAGGCGCCGUUUUGGUCUCAUCUGACAACAGAACCUUAUUCCUCUUUUGUGAAGAUGUCCUGUGUGUUUUAGUCUCUUUGCCUCUCUCCCAUAAAGCGAGUAGCAUCCACUAGCAGAGCCACAGCACCAUACGUCACCGGCAGUUAUAGAUCGGUAGAUCGGACGUGACGUCACCACUAUUUCAGGACUGACUUCAUAAAAUUACUUUUGGAAGGUUUCAGCAGGUGUUGGCAAAGCCCGAAAAAUUCAGUCUUAGUCACUGUUACUUGUGACUCCUUCAGAUUUCUCAGAGGCCUUUCUCCCACCGCAGGGAGGACGAGAGCUCUGUUUCCAAAUUUCCCGGUUAAAUAGAACCCAGAAAAAGUUCCUAUGGCAUGGAAGCACCUUGAGUGGCCUCCCUCACUCAUCUUGUUCAGUUUUUGUUGGCAGAUUUGCCAUACUGCUUCCAUGUCUUCAUGGUUGAUUUAACUGGAUAGUCAGUGACAGAGUUGCUUGUCACUGUGUAGGUCAGGCCGCCAUUGUGACUUGCCACAAGUUGGACCUUCCAGGUACAAUCAAUUGAAACGGACGGACUGAACGAAGGAUGGAACUUCUUAACACCAAUGGGCUGCACGAGGGGUGUCAUCUCAAAGGGGGUGAAUACUUAGGCUAGCAUUUAUUUUGGUCAUUGAGUUAGACCACUUUGGAAAGAUCUCUGUUCACUUUGACAUUAAAAAGACUUUUUUUAGUUGAUCAAAAUGUCAAAAAAAGUCAAAUGAAAUCCACUGGGAUCCAAUGUUGCAUAUAACAAGAAACUGGGAAAACUUCUGAGGGGUGAAGACUUUCACAGGAAUAGGUAGAUCAAUAAAUAGAUAGAUGUGUGUGGUCCAACAUUUUCUCAAAAAUCUGCUCUUCCUCUCAUGAAUUAUCAAAGCCAUGUGUUGUACUUCUGCAUAUGAGAACUUGAAAUGCCCGCCUGUCAAAAAUGUCAGAAGGGCUGUGCUGAAACAUUUAAACAGGUAAAUGUACUGCUCAAAAAAAUGAAAGGAACACUUUUGAUUCCGAGUAUAGCGUCAAGUCAAUGACACUUGUGGGCUAUUGAUCUGCUCAGUUCAGUAGCAGAGGGGCUCGUUCAUCAGUUUCAGCUGCUUUGGUGCACUACUAGAGGGGCAACAAUGAGAUGACCCCCAAAACAGGAAUGAAUGUCAUAACUGGUGGAGGGAGGCCACUGACAUUUUACCCUCUGCAUCUGUUUUGUCACUCGUUUUCCAUUUGACUAUGGUCAUUGUCACUACUGGUAGCAGGAGGCCAUACCUGGACCCUACAGAGCUGGCACAGGUAGUCCAACGUCUCCAUCAAUACUUGCCAUUACCAGAGGGUCUGCUGUGUCUCCCAGCACAGCCUCAAGGGAAUGGAGGAGAUUCCAGGAGAUAGGCAGUCAGUUCCUCUAGGAGAGCUGGACGGGGCCCCUCGUAGAAUGUGAAUUUCCCCUUGGGAUUAAUAAAGCUAUCUAUCUAUCUAUCUAUCUAUCUAUCUAUCUAUCUAUCUAUCUAUCUAUCUAUCUAUCUAUCUAUCUAUCUAUCUAUCUAUCUAUCUAUCUAUCUAUUAUAUAGUGCCUUUCACAUCUAUCUAGAAGGUCCUUAAUCCAUCAGCAGGACCCACCAGAGGAACAGGAUGCUCACUGGCAGAGCCUACAAAAUGACCUCCAGCAGGCGCACUGGCCACUGGUGUGAAUGUCUCUGACCAAACAAUCAGAAACAGACUUCAUGAGGGGGGCCUGAGGGUCCAACUACGUCCUCUAGUGGGCACCGUGGAGCUUGAUUGGCAUUUGCCAUAGAAUACCAGAAUUAACAGGUCCAUUUAAUUCCUUUCAUUUUUUUUGAGCAGUUUAUUCCUGUAACGUUUCCCUCCAAAUCUGAGUUGUGCCAACCUUGAUUAUGGUCUGCCUUAGCAUUCACUAAGCAAUGUCUGAUCCUGUCCCUGUAAAGACCCCCUUGGGUUAACUUGAUGAUAUUCGAAUAGGAUAUUUGGAAUGGGGGGGGGGGGGGUUCUUUUGGCGGUGCACACUACCACUUUUUCGGCUUUCAUGUUGCUUGACAAGUACCCGAGUGUGUGCCAUUGUGUAGCUUGGGUAUGCUGGAUAUUAAACUUGCUGUAAGGCU